AAAACAUCUGUUAAACCACUACGAAUUUUAGGUUAGGAACGAUUGUGUAAUGUCAAAUUGUAAACAAGCAGUUUUCGCAUUACCCACAAUAGUUUCACAUUCAUAGACUUUAUCAUAAGUGUACAUUACCGAUAUUUGCAAAACGAAGUAAAUUUAAGAAUGGCGAAAUAUUUGGCGCAGAUCAUUAUGCUUGGCGGGCAAGCUAUUGGUCGUGCAUUUGCGAAAGCGUUGAAGCAAGAAAUAGCGGCAUCACAGGAGGCUGCCCGGCGCGGCGGUGGUGGACAGCAGGGAGAAAAACGUGCAGAAGCUAAUGCGCGAACUGGCAUGACAUUGGAAGAGGCCAAACAAAUAUUGAAUGUGGACGAUUUAAAGGAUCUUGAGAAAGUUAUUAAAAACUAUGAACACUUGUUUGCGGUGAAUGAAAAAGCGAAAGGUGGUUCCUUUUAUAUACAGUCAAAAGUUUUCCGUGCAAAGGAACGUAUUGAUCAUGAACUCAAACAACAAAUGGAUGCGGCACGGUCGAAACAAAGUGAAACGUGAUGAGAUGCAAUGCCAUUGUGAUGAAAAUAAUUAGCAAAUGCGCAUAAUUAUUUGAUAUCUAUAAAUAGGUUAAUUUUUCUAGAAUUAUUUUAACGUAAGCGAUAAACGAAAAUCUAUGAAAUUGCGAAGAAAAAAAAAACACAAAACCGAUUAACGUAAACACACAUCGUAACCAAAGGCAGGAGAUCGAUAAGCUUUUCAUGUUUGUAUAGCGAUCAAAAGCAUUGUAAAUAGUAGCUUAGAGACAAAAUCAAAUGAAUUUAUUUUAAGAUACGUAGCUGGGAACUCUCAAGUUCCUUUGUACAGUUGCUCGAUUCAUUAAUGAUUAUAUUAUAUAAAUAAACUCUUGCUUAGGGGCAAAGGCUUUAAACUGCAGACAUGUCUUGCAUAAACAAAUAUAUGAACUUGCUGUUUAAAUGUGUUUAUCUUAUAUAUUAA
Molecule: messenger RNA, 978 nt
Organism: Bactrocera oleae (olive fruit fly)
Lineage: Eukaryota; Metazoa; Arthropoda; Insecta; Diptera; Tephritidae
Gene: blp
Product: mitochondrial import inner membrane translocase subunit Tim16
Biological process (GO): protein import into mitochondrial matrix
Cellular component (GO): TIM23 mitochondrial import inner membrane translocase complex
Source: RefSeq, a predicted model, not a curated record